Rotaria sp. Silwood2 is the source of this 2547-nucleotide messenger RNA. NCBI's taxonomy places the organism in Eukaryota, Metazoa, Rotifera, Eurotatoria, Philodinida, Philodinidae. The record is from the annotation of a GenBank genome assembly.
AUGUGUCGUUGUUCUCAAGCAUCGAUCCCUUAUCUACAAUUUGUAUCAGUGAAUCCUCGAUUUCAUCAAGUUUGUUUAAGUGAUUUCGUCAAUGAGGACUGGUUUUCUUCUUUAUUCAAUAUCAAUACCAGCAAUUACUAUCCUCUUGACUUUCGUUUGAUGGCUUCUGCACAAUUUCAAGUUUUAUCUGCUCUCUGUCGAACAUCACGCCGAGCUGUAAUCGAUGCUUUUCAUGGAUUUGCUGUAAAACCAAUAUUUUCAUUAAAUGCAUUGUCACGCGAUGUACUCGAUAGUUAUAUAGGCACGUCCAUUGAACAAUUCCAGAAAGAUACAUUUGAGAGUUUCCGUUCAUGCAACCAUUUUAUAUCAGCUUUUAUUGCAGAACAUCGUUUUAUAUCUGCAUUAAGAACAAAUUUCUAUACGAGAAGUGUUCCUGAUACUAAUAUUUCUGAAACUUUUUCUGCUAUUUAUCCACAACAAGUCAACCUAACACAAUCGUCGUUCAUGUCGAAUGAAACGUGUCGAUGUGAUCGUACAAGUGAUUGUAUUUAUCCUGCUGGCAUUUAUAAUCAAACGCGAGCAAUCAUUCCAAAUGAAGUCUUUUCUCUUGAUGCAUUGCCUCUAUUCAUUGUACCAGGGUUUCAAGUAGGAUGUGUACCUCAAAAUGCUUUGCUUCAAUCAACAUUGGAAUGCUUUUAUAAUCAAUCAUGUUUAGAUACAGUGAUUUCGUUAACUGGUGCUCUUCGCACUGUCUCACCUCUUAAUAUUUCAAACUCUUUUUCAAGAUUCAGUCCAACAACACCUAUUGCUGUUCUUUUUGAUAAUCUAAUGAUCGAAUCUUGGGAGAACUCUAUUGACUUUGUCACCUAUUUUCAAACUUGUGCACCCAAAGCCUGUUCAUAUUCAUAUGUACAACGGUUUUCUCUCAUUUAUAUGAUUACAACCAUGGUUAGUGUCUUCGGUGGACUUUCCGCAGCAUUCCUUAGUUCACAACAAAUCAUUGUCAGAAACCCAAGUCUGGAUGAAUUUGAACACCUUCAUGACAUGUAUUCAUCUAUUCUAUCAUGUCCAUGCCGCUAUUCAUCGAUACCACGCUCAAUAUUCAUAUUCAAUGAAUUACAAAUCCAUCCAUUUUGUACAAGUAGUUUUGUACGUGAUGAUCGUUGGUUCCAAUAUUGGACAAUGAAAUUUCUCAAUGGUAGCAUUGAUUUAAAUCCACCAUUUUAUUGGACUGAUUUUCGCAAGAAUGGAUUGAAGUUUUUUAAUUAUGUUAAAAUAUUAUGCGACAUAGCCAAUAGAAGUUUAUCUGAGUUAAUGAAUUCGUUUCAAGCAGAAUAUUUUUUCUCGCCUCAACCUAUUACACAACGAGAAUUCAAUGAAACAACUAAGAAUUGGAAAGAUUCUCUUAACGUCGAGUUUUUCCAAAUAUACUCAACAAAAUUUUCUCCAGUGGUAAAAAGUAUUCAACAGAGUGGAUUAGUUUCAUUCGAUUUUAUUGAUCCUUCUAUGAUAUUCAGGCAAAUCAAUAACACAUGGGUUCUUCAAUAUGCUUCAGUUAACACCUACAACUAUAAUAAUCUGUUAUGUGAUUAUGGGCAAUCUUAUCUAUGUUUUAAACAAUUGGGUUUCUAUGACAAACUAUCGUCGUAUACACGAACAAAUGUCACACCAUACCAAAUUAUUCCUGGUCUAUCUCUUGGUUACUACUUUUUAGAUUUUGGUUAUUCCACACUAGAAUGUUUUUUCGAUGAAUCAUGUGUUCAGAUGCUAAUUGAUCGACGUCUUUAUGAUUACGAAAAUAUCUAUUUACCGAUUGAUUUGAGUAAUAUAACAGCACUUAAUCCAAAUGAUCUCAUCUUUUUAAAGCCUAAUUUCUACUUGGACGAUAUCAUGGCAUUCGCUUUUGUUAAUCAAUUGAUCUAUAUAGGAGACUAUGCAUUGUACUAUGCUCAAUGUCAGCCAGAGAUAUGUACCUAUGCAAUAGAUAAGAAAUUACAUCCUAUUGCUCUUGUUAACUUAGUUAUUGGUCUGAUUGGAGGACUAAACGUUCUUCUUCGUCUCUCAGUUCCAUCAUUCAUUAAAAUUGUCCAUCUGAUUAAUAAUUUGCGUUUAAGCCAAGCGUUGUACACUUUGAAUGACGCAAAUUUGAUAUCGUUUGAAGCAAUGACCUCAAAAGCAUUGGAUAUAUGGUUAAACUCGUUUACAAUUGGAAUAGAUAAGAAAUCUGUGAUCUUAUCAGAUAAUGUUUAUAAAUGGGUUUCUGAUAUACUUCAAGCAAAUCAAUUCCAUAACCAAUAUAUGACAAGCUGGAGCACAGAAUUUUCGAACUUUGAUGAAAACUAUAUUCUUCGUAACAAUCCAGUUUUAUUAAGCAAUGGUGCUUGUCUUUGCCCAAGUGGUGUAUCAAAUUGUACAAAAAUACCUAUUUAUUACAAUUCGACUAAUAACUCAAAUGUACUUCCAGGUAAACGCUUUAAUCAAGCUUUCUCAUAUGCUUCUAUCAUUCUACAACGACUAAUUGAGAUUUCCAAAGAGGUCUCUGAUUAA